Messenger RNA from Seriola aureovittata, 12686 nucleotides. It is a transcript of the gene c14h10orf71, whose product is annotated as centromere-associated protein E. NCBI's taxonomy places the organism in Eukaryota, Metazoa, Chordata, Actinopteri, Carangiformes, Carangidae. The record is from RefSeq and is a predicted model, not a curated record. Bases 341 to 11599 code for a protein of 3752 amino acids. The transcript has 2 exons. Gene Ontology annotation, cellular component: Z disc. Gene Ontology annotation, biological process: positive regulation of calcineurin-NFAT signaling cascade.
GCCAGAGCUGCCAGUGAGGGCUUGUGUGGGGUGACAGGGUAGGAUUAGAUCACCAAGGCCUUCUUGAGGAGACGGAGCCUUGUGAGGAGUUUACAAUAAGGCUCACACUAUGGAUUAUAAAACCUGAAAGGAGAACAACAAAUUCGAGGAUUCUGUGGACAGAGGCCAACUAAAAGGCACAAUGCCUUAGGAGCAACUGGCUGCACAAAGUCCUGACCAGGGGCCCCAAACUCUGGGUCCUGCAGCUCCAGCAGCAGACAGAGUGUAUAAUUUUGAGGUCUGUGUUCGCAUGGAUGACUGAGCAACUGAGGACAGAGCUCUUUGUUAGCGAGCCUGCAUCAUGACCUCAGUUGAAAAGCGGCGCUCAGGCCGGAAGAGUGGCGGGCAUCGUAAGCACAGCGAUGGAGGCUACAGUGAUACUUCCAGCGGUGGGUCGUUUCUGGACGAGACUGACCGAGAGGUCAGCACUCUGACAGAUCGAGCAUUCAGGAGUCUCUGCAUUGGAGAUGAGGCUGUUUAUAAUGACUCAGACUUGUGUUCAUCUUCACCCUGCAGCCAGAGAGACAGACAGCUGGCCUUUAGCCAGAGUGGCCAGGACAGAGACAGAGAUGACACAGAGAGGGAGGAACUUAAGAGAGCUGCCCAUGAGAGCUUCACCCUCAGGGUGCAGCAGUAUGGACAGGACUGGAUCCAUGGAGGAAUGUAUGGGGCUGAGAUCCACAGAGAUCCUCAGUGGGAGGUUUAUGGGGAAAGGACACAAGGGAGGGUUUCUGCCACAUUCCAGCACUCCUUUGUGGAAACCUCUCAACAGGAGAAAUCUCUGAGGGAAGAACAGCUGUCUUUCCUCAGCAAUGGAGCCACAGAGUUGAGUUCACAGCAACGCAGAAGCCGCUCCAGAGUUUCGUCCCUCAUCAGAGCUUUUAACUCUGAGGGACACAGGGAUGGAGCAGGGAUGGAUGGUAAAGUCAGAGAGUGGAAUGAUGACACAAGCUGGGACAAAUCAGCUCUAAUGAGUAUCCAACAGGAACUUUCUGAAUUCUCGACAUCAUACCAGCAAAACUUUAACAGUGAUCAUUUCCCCUCAUCUGGCCCCUUCUCAUCCCGAGACACCAGCUUCUACUCCUCUGAAGUUGCAGCAGUGGCUCAUAUGAAUUCUGCAUCCUCUUUCAUGAGCUCUUCCCACAGUAAACACAGCAUGUCCACCCAGGUCAACUGUAACUCUAACUUCUUCAUACACAGUGAGUUUAGUCCCUUCAAGGUAUGGAGGGACCAUAACAGGUUUCCUUUUCAACAAGGAGAAGUCUCAGGGUUUAUGCACUGCUCACAGUUUCCUAAAUGGUAUGAGACACCAAUGUACAAGGAGCUUUCACUGGAGGCCCAACCACAGGGUCAUUAUAGGUUGGAGGAGAGGGAUAUCAGACACCCAAGGAAUAAAUUGGCACCAGUGGGUCCUCCCACACCUCCACGCUCCACGUCAACAUCCACAAUGCUGCAGAAAGCUGCGGCCGUGGAAAAACGCUGUGAGUCAGAAUUGAUAGGUCAUUACCCUCACAGGAAGCGGACGCAGAGCCUGGGAACUAACAGGCUCCCAUCCCAGCGUCCGUCAACUGCAUCACCUACCAUCGAGAUGUCUCGACGUGUCCGGGACACCAUCAGCUCCGUGAAAGCCCUCCAUCAAAAAAUCAAAAUGAUGACAGAGCAAAAUGUGGCAACAGCAAUGGCAGCAAAUCAACAAGGAGUACUUCAUAGCAAUGAUAAUUUAAUUCCCUUUGGCAACAACGCAGUAUCAGUGGCACCAAAUGUUGUCAGAAGUAACACAAGCACUACUGCCUUCAACAUCAGUCAGCUGCUCACACCUUCAGUCCAUGCACAUCAAGAGGCAGAGACGUCAGAGGUCCGACCAUAUGCAGUUUCGCCUCAACCUGUGGAACAUCCUCCAGUCCGAGCUGAAAGCAGGGGAGCAACACCUGAUGUUAGGCUGUCCAGCUACAAAUCCAGAGCAACAAGCCUGCUCUUCAAUCUCAAAGACAACAGGAAGAGAGUAAAAAACACCUACAGUCCUACCAAAUUUAAAGGUUUGGAAAAACCAGAGAAAAACAAACCACCCUCUAUCAAGGAACCUAAAGACACUAUAAUAGACAUCCCUGAUCUUCCCGAUCCAGACAUUCAGUUUACCCAUGUAGAGGAAUCCACCAGGACAGAUGUUGCUUCACAUCAUUAUGCAAACCAGCAUCAAAACCCCGGAUUGUCACUUGCAACACUAAAUUCUCAACCUGCCACAGCACAUACAGGCCAACAUUCACAAUACACUUUAAGUGAUUACCAGAAAGCUCAGAUGCAAGGUGAGAUGGUUCAUCACUCCAGGUUCACUGGCUUCAUACCUGAAAAUUACACCACCAAUCAGCUGGCUAAUGGACAGAAUCUCCGUGAAGACUUAUUGUCAUUUACUCCCUACAAGCAAGGGAUGAUAGAUAAUGUGGAAACUCUGGGAGGGGAUGUACACAGGCUUAAACCAUCGUAUACAGCUACAGAAACACCAAGGCUAAAUGCUGACAACAAUCAAACCAGAGAAUAUUUAAUAAGUAAGGCAAAUGCUGAGCAACAUUUUAAUGAAACAGUGGGAAGGGAAUUCACAAAGGAGGAUAGAUAUCAGCAGCUCAAAGACAACAAACAUGAUUACAGUAAUGUGUCCUCGCAGGAUAGGUGGAGAGAGACAAGCAGUCAAGACACAGGAAAGCUCAGUCUGAAAUCAGCUAACUCUCCAUGGAAACAAGAGAUAACCGCUUUAAUCGAAAAAGACCAACAUGCACAGGCUUACCAAAGAACAGCCACGAUAAAGGAGGAACUAAAUAUACCCAGAGACAAAUACAGAGGAGAAAAUCAGCAACGUAUAAAUAAAGAAAUUGAAAAAAUAGAGCUGAGGCAGAGUUUUGAUCCUGGAACAUCCUCUCAUAAAAAUACUGGGUUGGUCAAUCCUAACAUUUCAAACCAGCUGCCACAAUAUGCUCCAUUUGGUACUGUAGAAAAUCAAGCCUAUUAUGCACCAAAGCAACCGGUAGCAAUUAGGGACAAAUGUGUACCUCAAAAGUAUUAUGGACACAAUGAGGAAAAUGUGAUGAAAGAAAAUUAUCAGCCACAGAAUUAUAAUAGAUAUACUGAUCAGGAAUACAGUAACCAACACAGCUUCAAUUCUAAUAAAGAUAAAACUUUGCCCAUGAAAGAAACAAGUCAGAGAAAACAAUGUACGCCAGUCCCAAAGGGACAUGAAAUGCAAAGUCUCCAGCCAGUGCAAGCCAAACCACAGUUUGAACAUAAUAUGCAGAAAAAAUUAUCUAAUAACGACAAUGCAGCUGCUCGCACAAUGGCAAACCAGAUGAAGGAUAGACAGUUUGUUGAGGUCAAGGCUGAACAGGCCUCAGUAGAAUAUAUAACAGCAAAACACGCCCAAGCAGAGCUGGCAAAGGUUCAGCACUGGGCUCAAGUGGAGCAGCCCAAAGCAGAGUCGGCGAGGUUAAUUUUAGCAGAGCAGGCUGGUUCAGAGAAAGUCAAAGCAGAACAGGCCAAAGCAGAACUAACAGAACACGAGAGAGUAAAACAGACUAAAGCAGAACAUGUUAAACAGGAGAAGAAAAAAGGGGAACAGGCAGAUCAGUCCAGAGAAAAACAACCAGAGCGUGCAAGAGAGGAACAGACAAAGGUAGAGCAAACCAGAGUACAGGAGGUAACAGAAGAGUCAAGAAAUAUUACAGAGGAAGCAGGAGUCACGCACAUGAAAAAGGAGCAGGGUGAGCAGGUCAAAGCUGAACAAGCUAAAGCAGAAAGGCUGAAAGAAGAACACAUAAAAACUGACCUAGGAAAGACCGAGCAGGCAAAAAUACAGCAAACUGUACAGGCCACAAGAGAAAGGAUCAAAGUGGAGCAAAUUGAGGAAGAAGAGACUAAAGCAAAACAAAUUGAAAGAGACCAGAGAGAGGCAGAACAAAUCAGAGCAGAAAAGGUUAAAGCAGAACAGGUUCAAACAGAUCUUAGAAAAGCAGAACAAGCUAAACAAGAGCAGAUAAAAGAGCAACCAGCUAAAACCGAACAAGAGAAAACAAAGGUAGUUGAAAUAGGAGAGGUCAAAGCAGACCACAUUAAAGUUAAGGAUAUUAAACAAGAGAAAGCUCAAGAAAAUGCAGAGCCACCUACAACACAGAUACGUAAAUCCAAAGAGGCAAAGGUUAAAGAGAGCAAAGCAGAGCAGACAAAGAUGGAGCAAUCCAGCAAAACAGAGAGCCUGCAGGAAAGGUUAGCUAAACCUGCGGUAAAACUAACAGUGAUACAACAGGUCAGAAAUCAGCCAGAUAAAGUUGAACAAGUUAAGACAGAGUUAGCAAAAGCUAAAGCAGAAUUGGCCAAAAUAAAGGAGAAAAUGAGAGGAGAGCAAAAAGAGAAAGUCAGAAACUCUAUCAUCAUAAAAGAUGAUGACAUUACAAAUAAAGAUGUGAGGGGAAAUAUGAAUAAAAAUGAGGAUCACAAAAAGAAUGACCAGGCAACCCAAAUGCAACAACACAAGGAAGAGUCAGCUGUCAGCAGAAAUGGUAAAGAUCAAGCUGAUACAGGGGCUGAUGAAUUUUUAAGAGAGAAAUAUGUUUUGACUAAUUCUGUUUCAACUAACACAAACAAAGUGUCAACUACUGGACACGGUUCUUCAAAUGAUGCCAAUGAAACACCAGCUCUAUCUCUUGACAAAGUCAAGAGAGUGAACAACGAGAAAUCAAAAGACAAACAUAGUCCUACGAGGGGAUUUGCAAAAGCUAACACAGAAAAUAAGGAGGAAGUAGGCGGCUUUAAAUCCACUGAGGUAACAGACAGUCACUAUGUUUACAGUGAGUCAUCCAAACAAUUCAAAUUAUCCAGUGCUAAUUAUUUAACUACCCAUGUAGAUAAUAGAGCAAACUGUGACACAGUUACUGAUAAAGUGAAGGAUGACAAUGUUGAAAAGUUGGAAAAAUGUGACCCUGUGAAACACACUGAUGUUUCACAGCGAAGAGUUUCUGAUUUGACUAAACUGGUUCCCCUUGAAAGAAAACAUAAGUUAACCGAGCACAGUGUAGGUCCAGGUAAAGAUUCGCAUUUUAUCCCUCCCAGAGCAUUGUCCCAUAAAGAGAGAGUGCAGACCAAGCAGGAGAUUCUGACUUCCAAAAUAAAAGCUCAUGCUGAAAAAGAGAUUUCAGCAAUUAAAGAAAAGGGUUUUGCCCUAAGAGAUGGUAUUAUGUCCAAACACCCUACAAAGCAAUUAGCAAGUAUUCAGAAUAAUAGUAUACGACAGAGGCCACCAUCACAGGAGGUGUCUAAAAAGCAUGAAAGCACAAUGUCCAGUAAUAUAACACCAAAGCACCAGAUGGAGCUUUCAGGAAUACAGAUGGAACCAGUCAAGUCUAUGUCAACACCCAGCUCUGCUACAAUACCAGUAAAGUCUGAAGUAACCACCGGUCAGCUAGUAGACCAAUCACACAAACAAGUUGAACCAGUGAAGAGCAAUGGCAGUGUGUCAGAACCACCCGAAGUUGCAAAACAGACAGGACGUUAUACUGCAAGCACAGAUGAGGGCUUGGUAGAAAAUCAAAAGAAAGAGAAUCAAUCAGGAAUUAAAUCGCCAAUGCCAAGUAAAGAGCAAGCACCAAAGAACAACCAAGGAAAACAGGAAGCAAAUCAUGGAGCAAACUCUGGAAAAGAGAAAGAGGGACUUAAAGGUAAUCCUGCCAUAAGCACUGACCAACAGAACAAGAAGAAAGAGGAUCCAUCACAAGCUACAGCUCUGGUCAAAACUGAAAGCUCCAAACCUUUGACAACAGAAAAGCCUGAGAGUAAGCAUGAAGCAGGUGAUGAGGACUCAGCACCUCUGCUACAUCUUGCCUUCGGUCAGAACAAGGUGCCUGUGGCUGAAGACUCCUUGCAGAUCAUGGGAAUAAUGGUAACUGUACGAGAAAGACAGCCAUCUGAGAGCAAUGAUCAUGUGGAUGACAGCACCCAAGAACAAAUAUAUCCAAAGGAGAAAGAGUGCAGUAACUCAGAGAUAGAUAAAUGUCAUCCCAGCUCAGGUCUAGAAUUAAGUAAAGGAAAUAAAUCUUCAAAGGAAGUGAGCGUAGCAAAGGCAAAAGACAGAGUCGUACAGGAAACUCAUCCCACAAUGAUGGAAGAUCAAACUAAAGUUGAUGUAAGUAAUCAUCCUGAAACUUCAACUCUAAGGACAAUAAAGAACAAUGUGUCUGAGAAUGUUAUUAAGAAAGAGACUGAUCCCCAGGAGAGUUCUUCUAUAAAUGCAAGACCCAAAAGGGAAAUACAACUUACAGAACCACUGCCUGAAAAAGGUGUGCCAUCCACAGUCACUGCUAAAAAUAAAGUGUUGGCUGAAACUCAACCCCUUCUCUACAAGCAGGACAUAAUAGCAAGGGACAUGAAAGACUACUCAAAUAAAACACCAAGAGAGAGCUCAGCAAAGAGUAUGAAGAAAGAUGAAGGAAAAAGGAAUACAGAAGACAAAAAUCCACCAAAAACCCAAACAGCACAUACCAAUGAGAACGUAAUGGCCAAAGUGGAGAACACAGUAAUCAACGUCAAGAAUGAGUCCAACAGGGCUGAUGCCGAAACUCUGAUAAAACAUGAUGUCAAGCUAUCAGUGAAAGAAGAUUUGACAGCUGUUGUAAAUCCAUCCAACAACAGGAAUAUAGAUGGCAAGAGUGCACCCCUACUGGAGAAAAAGAGCCAUGACUCAACACCACCAAAGCCAGUCAAGAAAACCACUCCAUCUCACCAUGUAAAUGAGAAUCAAAACAGAAAUGUAUCUCCAAAACUAAAGCAUGAAGAGACGCACAUUGGAGAAUAUAAUGAAGUGGACGAUGAUGUGCAUAUAGAUAGCAUUGCCAUCAAAGUUGUGCCAGCAGUAACUGAGAAGGACAACCUGAAAAUGGUAAGAAAACAUCAUGUCACAACUGUCCCUUCUGAUGUGGUUGUAACUAAUGAACAUAAACAAGUUGCAUCAUCUAGUUGUGAAGAAAACAAUAAAGACAAAACCAAAGUCCCCACUCCAGCAUACAAUGAGAAGCAGAUGAAAGAAAAUUUAGAAGACAAAUUAGGCGGACAACAGGAGCUGUCCAAUGAGAGAAAACUGUCCAGUUCGUUGAAAAUCAGCAAUCAACAGAACAGCAUAAAUGCUACAACUGAGAAUACCCAUGCUGAAAAUGGAAAUCCUGAAAAAGGGAAGGAUAAGGAAAGUAGGAAAUCAGUAGUUGAAUCAAUGGAGGGAAACUACUUUCAAGUGCAAGGGGUAGUAGAAACAAAUGAUGAACCACACAAUAGUGCAAAUGUUGGAGAGAUAUUAGAUACUGUUUCAAAGGAAGGGGAAUUUCCAGGUCUACUACCAAACAAGGCGGCUGUCAGCAAUAAACCAUACAAAGAAGUAAAAAAUGAAGUCUUUGUGUUGGAUCAAAGUAAAAGGAAAACAGUGGAAUCAAGUUCAGUAAGCGCUCAAAAUCAGAACAUAGAAAAGAAAAACUGGGAAACAGAAGAUAAGCUGGCUUCAAAACAGAGUGAUGGUCCCACAGAGAGGCAGAGUAAUAAUGAAAGGAUGGAAGCAGGUCAAGAUAAUCACAUCAGAAGACAUCCCACAGUGAGCCAAUCCACUUUAUCAGCAAGGGAAAGACAGAGCUCAAGAAAUUCACAUCCAACAAGGGAAAAUUCAGUCAAAGAUAAACCUGAAGUUAAACCAAAACCAAAAGAAAGGGUAUCCACAAUACCUGAAAUAUCCGCAAUUGCAGACUAUGCCAGAUUAAAAGUAAUUGUUUCAGAAGAGCAGGAAAACACAGUUCAGGAAUUCCCACCCAACAAAAAGGAAGGAUUCUUCCCACUAAUACAGACUCGUCACAGCAGACGUCCAGUGUUCAGUGCUGACCCAAAAGACAUCUCUGUGAAAGAGAAAAGUUUGCCAAAUAAGACAGAGGUGAGUGCCAAAGUGAACAAAGAGACCAAAGCACCAGUAUUUCCCAUUACAGAGAAAGAACACCAAAGGACGGGAAUGUUCAAACUGGGAGAAAAAGAAAGACAAGAGAAAAUGGUUUUGGAUGCCACAGGUGUAUUAGAUGCUGGGGCAAAACAUGCACAAUGUCUCAAAGAAAGAAACAAAUUGCCAACAACCCAUCUCAAGAACCAGGGAAGUGAAGAACAAGUGACUGGAACUGAUACUCAAAGACUUUGUCAAGUAGAUCAAGGUAUUCAUCAGCCAGACGAUCCUUCCUUGCAAGAAGUCAACAGGCCAAGAAACACGUCUGUGUCACAACACCUAAAAUCACUUGAUAACACCAAUGCCAAUCAAAAACCUGAAGAAUGUUUAGUACCAUAUUUGGAUAAAAACUCUAUGCCACAACCCACUUUAGGGCAAGUGCACAACAUAGAGGUAAGCACAACAACUCUAAGAAAAGAAAAGAUUGAAAAUAAACUGGCUAAGAUGGGAGAGGAGAGAAAAGAAAAGCUGAGACAAGAAAGGCUUGCAACUCAGCAUGAAGCAACCACAGCAAAACAGUCAGAGGAAGAACAGGUGAUAGAAGAGGAGAAAAGAGCAGAAGACAUGAAAAUAAAACACAUUAUAGAGGAGAGUAGAGCUUCUCUGGCUGAAGAAGAGAGGAGAGCCAUUCAGAGAGAAGAGGAGAGGAGAGCAAAAGAAAGGGAGGCCAUAGCUAUUAAGAUCAAGGAGAGGCGGGAAAAACAGAGAGAAGCAGAUAGAAGAGCAGAAGAAGAAAGAAGAGCUAAAGAGAUAGAGGAAGACAGAGCUGCUCCAAAAGAAGAGGAGUUGAGAGCUAAGCAAAGAGAAGAGGAAAGGAGAGUGAAAGAAACUGAGGAGAAGAGAGUUAAGAUUGAGGAAGAGAGGAGAGCAAAACUGAGAAGGGAGGAACAGCGGAUGAAAGAGAAUGAGGAGAGGAAGAGAUUGAAACAGCAAGAGGAGGAGAGAGUUGUGCUAGAGGAGCAGCGAAGAAAAGCUGCACAAGAGGAACAGCAAAGGAGAGCUGCACAAGAGGAGAAGCAAAGGAGAGCUGCACUACAGGAACAGCAAAGAAGAGCUGCAUUUGAAGAACAACAAAGGAGAGCUGCUCAAGAGGAACAGCAAAGGAGAGCUGCUCAAGAGGAGCAGCAAAUGAGAGCUGCUGAAGAGGAGCAGCAAAGGAGAGCUGCACAAGAGGAGCAGCAGAGGAGAGCUGUUAAAGAGGAGCAGCAAAUGAGAGCUGCUGAAGAGGAGCAGCAAAAGAGAGCUGCUCAAGAGGAGCAGCAAAGGAGAGCUGUUAAAGAGGAGCAGCAAAAGAGAGCUGCGCUACAGGAGCAGCAAAAGAGAGCUGCGCUACAGGAGCAGCAAAGGCAAGCUAAGCAGAUUGAGGAGAAGCUACUGGCUGAAAUUGAGGAGGAAAAGAAGAGAGCUCUGAGAAAGGUGGAGGAGAGGAAAGCUGCUGAAAAAGAGAAAACAAUUAUUAAACAAAGAGAAGAAAAACAAGCCAAAGAGGAGAGGACAAGAUUACUUGAGGAAAGCAAAGCAGCACUGAAAGAGGACAAGAAGAGAGUAACACAAGAACAGUUGCUAGCUCAAAGAGAGGACGACAUCAUGGCUAAAAAGAGAGAAAAUGAAGAUGAAGAAAAGUUUGCAGCUCAGAGGGAAAAGGAGAGAGCCACUAAGAUGGAAGAGCAGAAAAAAGCAGCACAGAGAAUUGAUGCUCUCCAGUACUAUGCCAUCACCUCAACAGAAUCAGAGAGGAAACCAAAAGAAAGACAACUAUGCUCCCCUUUACCCUCCCAACAAAGAAACAAUCCAUCAGGACUUGAAGAGUCAGGUUCCCACACAAGGCUUUAUAGGCCACGUAGCUCUGCAUCUCCAGCUCCAUCUCUGCCCCGCUCCAACACCUCCUCUCCUGCUCUGGGAGCCAAGCCCUCUAUGUUCAGGGUGAAGGAUAAUACCAUCAGAGGUUCCUCUCUCACCAAGUCAGUCAAACCACGCUUCCAUAAGAACUUUGGAGAGGAUUUCCGAGUUGGGUCACCCAUGGAAAGGCUGUCAGAGAGAGUAGAGGAGGAGCAGGAGAUGAGACACAAUGACACGGGGUUAAACAGACUCGCUGCUAUCAAAGAAUUUUCAACUUUUCAGCCAGCAUCCUCAUCACAGGAUUACGCAGCCCAUCUCCCACAACACAGGCCUUACUCCAGGAGGAGCAUUGUUCUGGAUGAAGACGACUCCCGCUCUGUCAUCAGCAACAUGUCAGAGGAUGUGGAGAGUUUUGCCACCAGCGCAGCAGACCUGGCAGAUUUACGAGGCCUGUUUGACUACGACAGGCCAGAGUCAGCUUGUAGCUUCAGCAGUGACGUGUCUCGUUCUUUGGGCAAACCUCCAGCUGUUCCCCCAAAGAGUGAAAAAGCAUUGCGCAGGGCCAAAAGGUUGACUACUCGUAGGAUAAAGAAGGAGUUGUGCAAAUCUGCAGCAGACACCCCUGCUGGAGUUGAGAAACCACUUGAGGAAGUUCCCAGUACUCCUCCCUCCUCCUCCACUGAGGUAUGCUCCCCCAACCACCAUGCUGUGGCUUCCCCCCAUUUUUCCUCACCUAUUUCCCUUGCUCAUGCCCCAGCUUUGGGGUCUAGCUUGCCUUCUUCCCACUCAGAUCGCCAAUCCUCGCACCGCUCUGCCCAUGCUUCCCCUCAUGCCACAGGUCCUAUCUCCCUCCCAGUUGCCUCGCCUCAUGCUGCUGCCCCUGUUACCCUCCCUACUGCCUCACCUGCUGCUGGCCCUGCUUCCAACACUGCUGCUCCUAAAACAGUUGUUCAUGUUCCUUCAUCUCCCACUCUCCACCAUACUAGCCAUCCAGCUCCAGUGACACAGUACCAUGUAGAGACAAGCUACCCUCAGUCCUACCCACUGACCCAGCGCAAGGUGCUGCAAGACCUCGGCUCUGGUCAGUAUUUCGUAGUGGACGUACCUGUUCAAGUGAAAACAAAGACUUUCUUUGACCCAGAGACAGGAAAGUAUGUUCAGCUGAAUGUGCGUGAGUCUGGCCAGAGCACCUCCCGACCCCAGUCCCGGCAAAAGUACCCACAGCCUCAGCUCCAAUCCCAAGUGCAGGUCAAGCCACAACAACAGCCUCUCUCCCAGGCACCUCCAGCUGGCAAGCCCUUAGUGCUUUAUCAAGGCUACCAUGGUUAUUCCCAAGGCUACCAACCUGCAGCUAUCAACUCUGUGCCCCCCCACAGCUCAUCAGCCCCUGUGACUCUCUACCAGGACCAGGACCAGCCUGUCAGGGAGAGUCACAGCCACGGUUAUCCAGCCCCUGAAAUGAGACAGAACUCUGAAGGGCAACGCUAUAGCCCAGAAAAGACACCAUACAUGGACACAGUUAAUGAUACAGAGAAAACAUAUAACACAGUUUACAACACACAUGGCUCAUAUGAGGCGUUUCCAGAGUGUGACACAAACAGCCAGCUUGCAGGAAGCUCAGGUUGUGAAAAUGAUAACUCAGCCCACCCACGAUAUCAGCCCCGUGAUAUAAUAACUAUGAGUGACCUGGAGGAUUUUAUGGAGCUGUCUGACUGGUGAGAACAAGGAUGGAAAUCUUUGACUCAGAAGUGUUAAUUAUGUUAUAAUAAUAAUGUAAAGAAGACAAGAAGCUAAAUAAACUAUCUGAUAAAAUAAAGAUACCUAAAGGUGCAGGAUGAAUGGAUUCUUAUAUGUGGGAUUUUAAGUAUUUGUAAAUGGCUUGUUCAUGUGAAAAUAGUCUCAGAAUGUUUUUGGAUUGUAGUUUUAAAAAGUCCCUGGGACAUGCUGUUAAAUUACUGCUGAUGAUUUUGGAGAUUCAAUGUUGAGGUAUUUAUUGUGUUACAGAGAAGUUCACCAUUCCAUUUGACUUUUGAAUGUGAGAAGCUAAGAUAUUUUUCUUGUGUAUACAGUGUGAUCAGUAUCCCAUUGUCUCUUAGACCUAGAAGUAUGUUAUCAUACAUUAAACAGCAGCAUUAUGUCAACAGUGUUUAGUUGUAGUGGUCUCUGCUAUGAACACUGGCAGGCCUGCUUAAGUUUUAAUUGUUUUUUUUUUUCUUGUUGGAGAAAUCCUACUCUUUGCAUUUUUGUGAUGCAUGAAACAUUGUUAAAGCCACAGCGUCAAUCAAGGAUCUGCAGAUGGUAUAAAGCAUAGUUUGUGUAUUCAACCACUGUUUCAAAGUGAAAACAUGGUGAUGUGACUGUUUCUGUUUUUAAGGUUUAAUUUCAUACAGUAGUCUACUUUUAAAGUUGGAAGUUUGUGAGAAUGUUUCUGUGUUGCUGUGAAACAGAAUAGUGCGGACAUGGACUUGUUCAGGCAAUUAAAACAAAUUUCAUUCUACAAAUAUUUUCUCAUCAUAAUGACUGUCUUUCAAAAUCACCUCGUAAAGGUUAAAAAUAAACAAAAAGGAAAUAUAAAAGGUUUUUGCUGGGGCAUGAUUUCAUUUUACUGCUCAAAAAGACUGUAAUAACAAUAACUGCCACUGGCAUCCUGUUCUGACUCUUGAAAUGUACCCUGGGUCUGAAUGAAUCAAAAUGAAGAGUCCUUUUACUGAGUGCAUUAUACAAAGUGUUAUUGAGAGAGCACAAUAAUAUGUCCUGAGAGAGUUCAUAAACACAAAAAAGAAAAAAUAACACUUUGUUGAUAACA